GUCUUCUAGUGGCCACUUCCUGCACGAUAACGUGCCACGUCUCGGGAUGCAGUGGAGCAGAGCGUUAACGUGCAGCUGGCUGGUCUGAGGCUGUGAUGCCUCAGUAAGGUGUCAUCCACCAUGACAGAGUUGAAUUGAUGCACACCGAAUACAAAAUUGGUGACAAAUUAAAUUGCAUUGUAAAGGUAUUUGUAUGUCCUAAAAAUGGGUUACUGCACCUUUAAUUGCAAUUUUGAUGCAUACACAUUAAAAAAAACAAAAAAAAAAACAAGAUAGAAACAUAAAUUUAUAUCAUUGUAAUUGUUCAAUGCAUUGCAGUUGUUUUGCGUUUAUAAUUCCCCCUUCCCCUUGUUUCUCACUGUGAAAACUUCCUCGUGUUUCUGACACGAGAAGGAAAAACCUGUUUUUUUUUUUAGUUUUCCUCCUCUGACAUGUUUGAUCAUAGACGUGAUAAAACGAAGAUGCGUCACUCUCAAUGUUUUUAUUUGUAUUAUUACGUGCCGUAAGUUAAUAGAAAACCCCCGUUAAUUUGGUUCAUACGUCAAUCAGAACGAUUUAAGUUAACGAGAUGACACUUGAAAAGAGGCAGGGUGAAGAAAUAUGGCGUUUUUUGCUGGAAAAAAUACGCCGAAUCGAGUAUUGUUUUCGAUGCUCAUAGACGAUCUUCGGUUUGACCCGAACGGCAGCGACCCCUUGCGUCCACAUGACGCAACGGCUGCUUUGCAUAUCCUGUUGACUCAGAUGAUGAUGGCGACCUGGAGACGAGGCUAGCCGCCGAUCCUCACUGCAUAGAUGCUCUGACCAAAGGACAAAACCUAAGGCAAGACAGAGAAAAAAAAGGCUGAUCUCCAAUGAUGGACGGGUUUGCGGGGGACAUGCUGAGCAGCGGCCGGGCGAGGCUGGAGGACAGCUCGGUGAUGGCUCGCAUGCAGAAGAAGUUUUGGAACACCAAGCAGGUGCUCUUCAAAGUCACGGGCAAGAAGGAGGACGAGUACGUGGUGGCGUCGGACGCCGACCUGGACGCCAAGCUGGAGUUCUUCCGCUCCGUUCAGUCCACGUGCACUGAGUUGCUGAAGGUGAUCGAGAAGUAUCAACACAGGAUCACACGCUUGUCCCAAGAGGAGAACGAGCUCGGCCUGUUCCUGCGCUUUCAGGCCGAACACGACCGCACGAAGGCCGGCAACAUGAUGGACGCCACCAGCAAGGCCCUUUGCACCUCGGCCAAGCAGAGGAUGGCACUUUGCCCGCCGCUGCAGCGCCUGCACCAGGAGGUGGAGACGUUUCGGCGGCGCGCCAUCUCCGACACGCUGCUGACCGUCACCCGCAUGGAGAAGGCCCGCACCGAGUACAGGGGAGCUCUGCUCUGGAUGAAAGACGUGUCCCAGGAGCUGGACCCGGACACCUACAAGCAGCUGGAAAAGUUCCGCAAGGUCCAGUCCCAGGUCAGAGGAACAAAGAGUCAGUUUGAGAAGCUGAAGAACGAUGUUUGUCAGAAGGUGGACAUGCUGGGAGCGAGCCGCUGCAACAUGCUGUCCCACUCCCUCUGCACCUACCAGACCACUCUGCUGCAGUUCUGGGAGAAAACAGCCCACGCCAUGUCAGGAAUCCAAGAGGCCUUCCAAGGACACGUGCCAUACCAGUUCACCACACUCAAGGACCUACGGGACCCGCUGGAGCAAAUAUCGGACACGCAAGAACAAGAGCAGAAGAAGGAGAAGGCUCUGCAGAGCAACACAGACAGCCUGGUGUCCCUGGACGAUGACAAGCCUUCUGAUGCAGACAACACCCUAAGCAGCGACGGCCAGAGUCAAACCAGUGACGGAGCUCUGCGCGACCUCAGAGGACCGUCGGCGGCCUCUGACGACGACCUGAUGCUCAUGGCCUGCGACCUGCCACGGCCCCCGCCCCCUCCAAACGCCCCCCCACGGCUCCAGCUUCAUUCACAAGCUGGAGACCAGAGCGAUCCCUGGGGCUUUGGAAGCGCCCAGUCCAGCCUGUCAGGACCGUCUGCCGCCGGCGGGACUCUGCUCUCAGGAGGUCCCCCCCUCCACGGGACCGAGCCGAGGCCAGAGGAGGACGAGGGCGAGCGGCGCAACAUGGACUUCCUCAAAGACCUCCUCAGCCCGGGCCCGGGGGCCAGCGACGAGUUCAGCAGAGAGUGGAACGACGCCUUCGGGCUGUUCGACGCUCCCAGCGCCUCCCCGACGAGCGCGGGAGCGGGGGCGGCGAGCGGCGGCGGCGGCGUCCCCGCGGCGCGUCCCCCCUCCAACCCGCCGAGCCCCACGGGCUUCCUGCCCUCACAGCUGCUGGAUCACAGCCUGGGAUCCACAGGCUGGGCGACCCCACCCAUGUUCCAGGCUCCUCCCCUGCAGCCGCCUCCCGGCCAUAACCAGUCAGCUGAGCCAGCUCCAAGUUCAGCUGCUAAUGCUCCUGCAGGAGGAUCCAAAGACAUGUCUGCCUGGUUCAACCUGUUCGCAGACCUGGACCCCCUCUCUAACCCCGACGCCAUCGGACGCUCCGCAGACGAGCUGCUCAACGCCUGAAGUCGUGUGUGUGCGCGUGUGUGUGUGUGUGUGUGUGCGUGCAGCAGCAGCAGCGUCCGUUUUCUCUCCAAGGAUCCGGAUACUCGCAGCCUCUCAUGUUAUCGACCAAGUAAACAAACAAACACACGCGUUCAUUCGUUCCGCACACGCUCGCGCGAUUCGACCUCCGUUUGCGUUAACACUGGAUAAUAAUAUAAUAUUUUACACUGGAAACACUAUCAGAUGAGACGAUUGUCGCGCAGCGCCGUGAGAGACUGUUAACGCUGCACACGAAGCCACCGACCCCCUCCCCCCCCGCACACAGCGAACCUCGCACGGUUUAAUCCGGACGCUGCCGCUUUUCUGUCUUUUCUCCACGUUUGCGUUGUUCGGGUGUGUGUAUGUUGAGUUUGCUGUGUACAAAUCAGGAGUGUGUAAAAAUAUAUACACACACACAUAUAUAUAGAUAUAUAUACAAAUACAUAUAUACACAUACAAAGGGCCUGUCACUGAGCCUGUAUUGAGUUGCAGUUGAAGCUCCAGCUGCACCAGGGGUCUGUGUCAUGAGCCCAGAUCGGUGUAGACGACCCUGCUGCUCAGCCGAGGCCUUAAACUGUGCACGUACCGACACAGACGCUUAAAAUUAGAUCAUUUCUGGAAAACUGUAACUAAAAAAACAAGCAAAUAGUACAACGUUGUGAGCUUUGUGUGUAUAGUUGCUGCUUCGCGUCUUCGUGACGUAGCCACAGCUAGCAUUAGCUAAAAUGAAAGCUAACUGCUUAGUUGGCACCAAACACUACAUAUAGCAGAGGGAUAUCUUAUUGCUAUCUGAGGUUUUAAGCUGUACUUUGUCUUUUAGGAGAACAAAAUAUUUAAUAUGUUCUUAUUUCCUCCGUGGCUACUAAGCGUUCGUAUCUGUGUGUGAGCCAUAUGCAUGCUGUUCCCAGGCCCACCUCGUAAAAAGCUCCAGGAUUACCAGAGCUAGACGUGAUACAGACCCUUGGACACACUCUGGACGCUGAACACCAGUCUCAGUCUGAAGCUUGAACCAAUCCACUGCAAUCCUCACAGAGGCCCGAUUGUGUUGCCGCGAGACUGAACUGGAGUUGUGUUACAGGCUCAGUGAAGAUUCACUCUGUCCAAAGUCUUUUUUUGUGUGUGUGUGUGUGUGUGUGACACUAACGGCCUAAUUUAAAGUCAUCUUCAGCCCCAUCUGCUGUUGAAUGCUACAAUCACAAGCCCAAAGCCGAGAGCUCAUCGUCCUCCCUUGUGAAAAUGUUUUAGUGCGGGGAUAUUUAUUGUUUUUGGUGGGGUUGCAAAUCUGCAAAAAUAACUGAAUGUGAUGCAGCAAAUUGUAUUUAUUUUCAAUUCAUGUCACUAUUUGCAAAAACAGUGCAGUAUAUACAAUAUAGAUUAAAACAAACAGUUGGAUUGUUUUGUGGGAAAACACUGGAGAACUGUUACUGUGUCACAUUUUUCUGAACAUUUUGUUAGUGUUUACGGAUGAUAUUAAGAAACAAUUUGUGGGUUUUAGUCGAGUUCAAUCCUCAGUUAUGUUUGUGUGCCUGUGAACUCGCACUCAGUGGCGCUAAGGUGAUCAGAGUGCAUCAUGGGAAGUCAAAAAAACAAUAGUUAAGCUGCACUUUAGCAUCUUAGCUUUUACACUAUGGGUAAUUUGUUCUGACUUUUUUUUUUUGAAAGGGAAACGCAUGAAGGAACUCCACGAUGCCUCCACCGAUACACACUCAUGAAAUAAAAGAAUGUAUUUCCCAAGUCAAUCACAGACACUUGAUUUAGUUCAACUAUGCCUUUUUAUUUCACUCAAAGGGGUUUUAACAGAUGAAAACUUGGCAGUUCUGUUUCCAAUAAACUGGACAAGCAGACAAA
Molecule: messenger RNA, 4409 nt
Organism: Mugil cephalus (flathead mullet)
Lineage: Eukaryota; Metazoa; Chordata; Actinopteri; Mugiliformes; Mugilidae
Gene: ical1
Product: islet cell autoantigen 1-like
Exons: 15
Coding region: 852-2543 (563 amino acids)
Biological process (GO): regulation of transport
Cellular component (GO): Golgi apparatus
Molecular function (GO): protein domain specific binding
Source: RefSeq, a predicted model, not a curated record